AAAACCUAAUUAAUCAUAAUUUACUACUUUGUACUUAUUUAUUGGGAAUACCUAGCUCAAAACUGCUGGCAACAUUACCCAGGUCCGCUCACCGCUGAUCGAUCACAAAUUUGGUUUGGAAAUGUCAAACAAACAAAACAGCGGUCAAGACAGCGGAGUUGUGUGUGCUAUGUGUACAUGAAGGUGUAACAGUCUGCUGCUGUAAGCCGCCGCGAACGGAAGUGCAAUGAAUUCCGUCUGCUACAACGGGGGCAACGACAGACUAAUACACGAAGCUGAUCAAUUAAUAUCGUAUAUCGAACGUGGCUCCAACGUCCUCAAAUUUUAUCCACGGAAGCGGCCUGAACGCCGUUUCCUGUCGGUUCGCCGAGAAACCCACCAGGUCAUCUGGUACAGAAAUGGGACAGCGAACCAAAGACAAGCGUUCGAAGGAGCCCUGGAUAUCCGAGACAUAAAAGAAGUGCGCCUCGGUAAAUCCUCCAAAGAAUUUGAAAGAUGGCCCGAUGAAACAAAGAGGCUAGAAAACUCCAAAUGCUUCACUAUUUACUUCGGCGUAGAGUUCAAACUUCGAUCCGUGUCAUUUGCAGUUUGUAUUUUAGCUCAAACGGAUAAGGAAUGUGAAGCUUGGAGGCAAGGACUGAAGUUUUUGAUCGAUGAAGCCAUCAAUGCAUCAUACCCGUUGCUGAUAGAGAGAUGGCUGCGGAAAGAGUUUUACGUCAUAGAAAAUCCACAUGAAAAGGUCACACUUAAAGAUGUGAAGGCUUUCCUGCCGAAAAUCAACUGCAAAGUAUCAACCAGUAAGCUGCGAGAUAUCUUCCAAGAAGUAGACACUUACAGACGAGGAGAAAUCGGCUUCGAUGACUUCUCUAUCCUCUACCACCGAUUGAUAUUUGAUGAGAAUAAUGUUCUCGAAAUCUUCGACAAAUGUAUGACAUAUUGCAAUAACGGCACUACCAUUACGCUCAAGGACUUCCAAAGAUUUCUGCUUGUGGAACAAAAUGAUCGCAUGGGUGAAGAUGAGCCCAAAACCUCUCAGUACAUCCGAGAUUAUCUUCGCGACCCACAGAGGGAUAUCUAUGAACCAUACUUUACCCUCAAUGAGUUCGUGGAGAUGUUGUUCUCGAAGCAGAAUUCGAUAUGGGAUACUAAACACGACACUGUCAACCAGGAUAUGACCAAACCACUCUCACACUACUGGAUUUCUUCGUCACAUAACACGUAUUUAACGGGAGAUCAGUUUUCAAGCGAAUCCUCAUUAGAGGCGUAUGUCCGUUGCUUACGUUCAGGCUGUAGGUGCAUCGAGUUAGACUGCUGGGACGGGCCCGACGGAACCCCAUUCAUAUACCACGGUCACACCCUAACUACCAAGAUCAAAUUCAUGGAUGUACUACGAACCAUCAAGGAGCAUGCGUUCGUCGCAUCAGAUUAUCCUCUCAUUCUGUCCAUCGAAGACAACUGCUCGCUGCCCCAGCAACGACGCAUGGCCGGUGCCUUUCAAGACGUCUUCGGAGACAUGCUCCUCGUCCAACCGUUAGAGAAGAACGAAACGGCCCUCCCAUCCCCCCACGACUUGAGACGAAAAAUCAUUCUGAAACACAAGAAGCUCCCGGACGGCGCUGAAGAAAACUCGUUUGCCAUCCGCCAGGAGGAAGGAAAGGAUUUGGAUCUCCGCCACUCGAUCAAGAACGGUAUCUUGCUUCUAGAAGAUCCGGUCGACAAGGAAUGGAACCCUCACGCGUUCGUUCUAACCGAAAACAAGUUGUACUACACGGAGCAUUACAGUGGUCAAGCGGAAACUGAUGCUGAAAGCGACAGCGACUUGGAAGGUGAAGCGCAAAGCAUUCCUCAGGAUGAAUUGCAUUUCGGCGAAUGCUGGUUUCAUGGAAAGUUGGCUGGAAAUCGUCAGGAGGCAGAGGAGCUAUUGAAGGCCCAUGCUCACUUGGGAGAUGGGACUUUCUUAGUUCGAGAAAGUGUCACCUUCGUCGGAGACUAUUGCCUAUCCUUCUGGAGGCAGGGCAAAGUUAAUCACUGCCGAAUCAAGAUCAAACAAGAGAAGGGACUGACGAAAUAUUACCUGAUAGAUACGGUGUGCUUUGAUAGCCUAUAUAGCCUCAUCACCCACUACAGACAGCAUCCACUGCGAAGCCAGUGUUUUUUCUUUAAGGAGUUCCUUAUUACGCUCAAAGAACCAGUGCCACAGCCAAAAAAACACGAGAGCAAAGAGUGGUACCAUCCAUUCUGUACCAGAAUACAAGCAGAAGAAUUACUGAGGAAGGCCAAUACAGAAGGUGCUUUCCUCGUCAGACCCAGUGAGAAGGAACAAGGAUAUUAUGCUAUCAGCUUCAGAAGCGAACGCGAGAUCAAACACUGCAGAAUCAAGCAAGAGGGCAGACUGUAUAUUAUCGGAAGUGUGAAAUUCGAGAGUUUGGUAGAACUGGUAUCGUACUAUGAGAAACAUCCUCUAUACAAGAAAGUCAAGCUGUGGUUUCCGAUCAGUGAAGCUAUUGUCAGGCAAAUUAUCGCUGAACCUGAUGACACAUCUGUGUAUGGCACACCCGGUUACAUGGAUCCUAAUUCAUUCACAUCUAAGGUGACAGUAAAAGCGUUAUACGACUACCGCGCUCGGCAGGACGACGAGCUGUCUUUCUGUAAGCACGCUAUCAUCACGAACGUGGAUAAACCUGAUGAAGGGUGGUGGAGGGGAGACUACGGAGGGAAACGCCACCACUGGUUCCCAGCUAACUACGUGCAAGAGAUCGAAGUGCCGCACAUGCCUGAUAUUAGUGGCCUGGAGAACGAUACAGCACUGGGAUCCCUCCAGAAGGGAGUGGUAGAUGUAUUAGGUGCAGUUGUCGAACUGGUGGUAGGCGAAGAAGGUGGUUCCGCGAGGUGGAUUGUUCGCAUUCAAACCCCAUCCAUGUGUGCGCCAUUCGACAUGGCGGCUUCCUCCCGAGAAAACGCCCUAGAAUGGCUCUCCGCCAUCAAAGAAGCGGCCCAAAGCGCUAGCGCCCGAUCUCUCAGACACCGCAAAAUGGAGAGGGAAUGGCGCAUCGCUAAAGAAAUGUCGGAUCUGAUUGUAUACUGCCGGUCCGUUGCGUUUAAUCAGGAAAAACUACGCAAUAAUGGCUUCAUUUUCAAUGAAAUGUCUUCUUUCCCGGAGACCAAAGCAGAGAGACUCAUGUGCCAGCAAGAAACGGCGUUCUUUAUGAAGUACCAUGGGGUUCAAAUGAGCAGGAUCUAUCCCAAGGGUCAAAGAAUCGACUCGUCCAACUAUAAUCCUGUACCCUUCUGGAAUGCUGGCUCCCAAAUGGUGGCACUUAACUACCAGACGCCGGACAAAGCGAUGCAGCUCAACAUGGGAAAGUUCAGGGAAAAUGGUGGAUGCGGGUUUGUCCUGAAACCGAGCUUUAUGAUGGAAGAAGGUUACAAUCCUUUUGAUAGACGUGCGCCGAUUCGCACGAAUUCGAAGGCCAUAAUAGUGUCGCUCCGAGUGAUUGCUGCUCGACAUCUUGCUAAGUCUGGCAGAGGAACCGCUAGCCCCUUUGUCGAAGUUGAGAUUUUCGGCACCGAACAAGACUCUGGUCUCAAGCUGGCAACCAAAACUGUGGCCGACAAUGGAAUAAAUCCGGUGUGGAACGACAUUUGCGAGUUCGAAGUCGCAAACCCAGAUUUGGCUAUGAUGCGGUUUCUGGUACAAGACGAAGAUAUAUUCGGCGACCCGAAUUUCAUUGGCCAAGCGACGUACCCCAUAAAAUGCUUGCGGACUGGAUACCGCAGUAUUAUACUACGGAAUGCGUAUUCUGAGGACUUGGAACUGUCCUCUUUGCUCGUUCAUAUUACCCUGACUAACAAACGCUAGAGUUACCUGCGGCGGAUUGCCCGCAGGCAGUGUUUUUGACGUCCGCCGCUUAGAGAUAUACGAGAUUAGAGAGCCCGAUAUACCGAGAUCAGAAAUUAUACGUGAAGUUGAGAGAUUCGAGAUUGAGGAGCCAGAACAAUUGACUUUCUGGAUGAAGGUCAAAAAGUUUUGCUGCUGCUGUUAAAUUAUAUCGAGACGUCAAACACGGGCAUCCGCUGCCAUAAAGACAUUAUGCAAAUAUUUUAAGUACAGUUUAGUAAGUUCUAUAAAGAGGUAUAUUAUCUCAAGUGACAAGGAUUUAAAAAGUGACUUUACGAUAUGGAUGAUAAUACUUGACUCAAAGUGGUGAUCUGCCAUUUUGAGUCAAAUUUCGCGAUUUUGAAUCAAGACUUAUCCGGAAUUGACUUAUCUAUGGUGAAUUAUAGUCAAAACCGUAAAACGUGGUACGGAAUUCAUAAAUUAUGUAUGUCAAUAAAAAGUGUUGUGUUUCAGCUCAAAGUUUUGACUACAAUUGACCUAUAUUGAUGUUCUAUGGUAAAUAUUUUACCAAAUUUACUGAAUUACGACCUCCUAGGAUAAAUGGAAAUACUAAUGAUAUUUCGGCAACUACUCCGUGCAGGCUCACGAUUUAUUUUUAAUUUUGUUUUGUAGGUAUAUUGUAAUCAUAAGUAUUUCCAUCCUAACAAUCUAUUUUGACUAAAAUCUAUAUAGUGACGUAAUUUAGUGGUACUCGUGAUGAGUAUUAAAAGACUUUCCGAACCAAUAGAUCUUUAUUUUCUACCGACAUCGGUCUAGCGACCCAUGCAGCUGCUGCGUUAUAGUUGCGUAGACCAAAAUGAAACCUAAAGCCUAGGGUCAUAGGGUUUUUUAGAGCAUUUUAUAUCAGAAUUUUUGUCGGUCCCGGUCACUUGCCGUGAGGAUCGGAAAGUCUUUACUUUCCGAUCCUCACGGCACCUUAAUGUUUAAUUAAAUACGUAACUGUCUUGUAUCAAACCAAAUAUCUAGUAAUAAUUCUACCUUCCAUAUAAAAAUUGGAUGUAUGUCUCUUUUUUGAGAAAUGAGAUUUUUGUCUUCGAUAAAGUAGAAAGAAUCUUCACACAAUAUUCUCUUGGUAUUAAAAAAAUAUUAUCCAUAUUUCAAACCGUUGAAAUGUUUACAAUGAAUCUUGAUGUUAGUGAUAUACUGAAAAAAAAAUGUAGGUAACUUGGUUCG
Aricia agestis (brown argus) is the source of this 5071-nucleotide messenger RNA. RefSeq names its product 1-phosphatidylinositol 4,5-bisphosphate phosphodiesterase gamma-1 (gene sl). Bases 227 to 3859 code for a protein of 1210 amino acids. The transcript is spliced from 13 exons. NCBI's taxonomy places the organism in Eukaryota, Metazoa, Arthropoda, Insecta, Lepidoptera, Lycaenidae. The record is from RefSeq and is a predicted model, not a curated record. Gene Ontology annotation, molecular function: protein binding; phosphatidylinositol-4,5-bisphosphate phospholipase C activity; calcium ion binding. Gene Ontology annotation, biological process: phospholipid catabolic process; phosphatidylinositol-mediated signaling; positive regulation of epithelial cell migration.